UCCAGUGCCGACGACGACGACGACGAUGUACUCAAUUAUGCCAAAUCUGGCCACACUGUCAUCAAGUUUAAUUUAGAGGAUCGAAGAACGCGGGACGGUUGUGUUCAUCGUUUAGACGCUGCGUACAGUGUUGAGAAUCAAGAUAUUUGAAAGAAAUGUCGAUAGCCUCCUGUAACGAAGAAUGAUAAUAAAAGGAAAAGGAAUAGAUGCCGGUUGCAUUGGACGGUGUAUCGGUAACUAAUUAUAAAAAAAAUUACGUGUAUCUUAUCGAGAAGUAAAUAAGUAUCGAACGGUCAGAAGUGAAAGACGUGGAAGAAAAUGGAAGUGAAGAAUUUGAAAAUCGACCAACAUAUAUUUGAGAAGGUUCUUCGGCGUCAGGUGGCGGACGACACGGUGAAGAUAUUGGAGAUUAGCAAACAAUGCCUCUCCGAGAAGGGGUUAAACUUUUUGAGCGAUCUCUUCGUAGCCACUAUAAAGUAUACGGUGACGUCCAAGAACGAAAAGUCAAAAUCGAAGCGUUCGACGGACGUGAUUAUCAAAAUGGAACCAAUGUCGGAGUUUUCCCGGUAUCUCGUUCGCAAGCAAGAUCUUUUUAUCUCGGAAUUGAUCGUUCUACGCGACGUUGUACCAAAAAUAAAAAAGCUCGUCGGUCGUUCGAUCGGACCGCAACUAUGGUAUUGUUCCGCUAAUCCAAAGGUUCUCAUCAUGGAGAAUUUAAUAACGCGUAAAUUUCUUAUAAAAGAUCGCCAGAAGGGAUUGUCGUUGGAACACUGCGUUCGCGUUAUCGAGUUACUUGCCAAGUUUCACGCAGGAUCUGUUGCCGUUCGUGAAAAGGAUCCAAAACUGAUCGAAUCGUUCAAAGACGGUGGCAUUGUGUCGACGAAAUGUCCAAAAGCUUUCUUUCGGCUGAUGGAAGUGAGCCUGUUGCGGAUAGCUAAUGAAAUCCAAACGUGGUCGGAUGAAAAGUGUGCCAGAGCCGCGCCUAAAUUAAUUAAUCUGGCGAAAACUAUCGGAACGCAAUGUGUAAAGGUGUACGAGUACGAUUCCAACGAUUUCUGCGUGUUAAAUCAUGGAGAUUGUUGGAUCAAUAAUAUAAUGUUUCGAGAAAACGAGAAAGCUCAACCCGAAGAUGUGCUUCUGGUCGACUUUCAGAUGGCUGUGUACACGUCUCCAGCCAUCGAUCUGUUAUAUUUUUUCAAUAUUUGCCCGGAAUUCGAUAUAAAAUACGACAAGGACGAUUACUUUUUGGAAGUAUAUUUGAAGAAGCUGAACGAAACUAUGGAAUACAUCGGUUGCAAAGAGAAACCGCUAACGAUGCAACGAUUGAAAGAAGCAUUGCACAAAAGGAGAGUGUACGCAGUCUUUUCUGGAAUCGUACUUUAUUUACGAAUGAUGGCGAACACUGACGACACGGAGGAUUUUACGGAAGUGCUUCAGAAAUUGUCGGGCGAAACUAAGAUGAACGUUUUCAAAAAUCCAGACGCGGUGAAACUGGCGCACAAAAUGAUCCCGGUGAUGGAAGAAAGAGGCUACUUGGAUUGAAAUUAUUUUUGACAUAUUUAUACCGUACUACAUACCAUGUAAACGAAAAUAUUUGUAUCGAUCGCUUAAGGAAUACGCCGCGAUAGAAAGUAAAGUUGUGCAUAAAAUGUUUUUGUGU
Messenger RNA from Colletes gigas, 1660 nucleotides. RefSeq lists its product as uncharacterized. The transcript is spliced from 5 exons. The record is from RefSeq and is a predicted model, not a curated record. Lineage: Eukaryota; Metazoa; Arthropoda; Insecta; Hymenoptera; Colletidae. The coding region runs from base 319 to 1542 and encodes 407 amino acids.